Oncorhynchus masou masou (cherry salmon) is the source of this 1391-nucleotide messenger RNA. Its product is annotated as EGF-like repeat and discoidin I-like domain-containing protein 3. The coding region runs from base 117 to 1391 and encodes 424 amino acids. Gene Ontology annotation, cellular component: plasma membrane. The record is from RefSeq and is a predicted model, not a curated record. Lineage: Eukaryota; Metazoa; Chordata; Actinopteri; Salmoniformes; Salmonidae. Gene Ontology annotation, molecular function: signaling receptor activity; calcium ion binding. The transcript has 9 exons.
UGAAAAAAUGAGCUCGCCCAAUCUCAUCACAAGCAACACUACACCGAGCAGCUGUGUUUUUGUCAGAGCUGAGGAGUCGUCCAUACGUCCGCAAGAGUUAAAAGAAAGAGUCCACAAUGAAGACCCAAACUUGUUUCGCCUUCUCCAUACAACUAUUUGCUCUUUAUUUUCUGGUUGGUUCCAUUUACAUAGUGAAUGGUGACUACUGUGAGAUAAAUGUCUGCAGUAAUGGGGGGAGCUGUGUGACUGGCCCCAGAUCCUCCUUCAUCUGUAUCUGCCCCGAUGGCUAUACUGGGGACACGUGCAAUGACACCGAGACUGGGCCCUGCAACCCAAACCCCUGCAAGAACGAUGCCUUCUGUGAUGUGACUGGCCAGAAACGCAGAGGGGACGUCUUCAGCGAGUACAUCUGCAAGUGCCAGGAUGGCUUUGAUGGAGUCCACUGCCAGAACAAUGUGAAUGACUGUGCCAACCAGCCGUGCCAAAACGGUGGCUCCUGUAGGGACCUGAAUGGAGACUUCAACUGCCGCUGUCCGUCCCCCUACGUGGGCAAGCACUGCCAACUGCGUUGUAUCUCUCUGUUGGGAAUGGAGGGCGGAGGCAUUGCCGAGUCUCAGAUCUCGGCCUCGUCGGUGCACUACGGAUUCCUGGGCCUGCAGCGCUGGGGGUCUGAGCUGGCACGCCUCAACAACAAGGGCCUGGUUAACGCCUGGACCUCAGCCUCCUAUGACAGGAACCCCUGGAUUGAGAUUAACAUGCAGAGGAAGAUGCGUUUCACGGGCAUCGUGACGCAGGGCGCCAGCCGCAUGGGGUCAGCAGAGUUCAUCAAGGCCUUUAAGGUGGCGUCCAGUCUGGACGGAAGGACCUACACUAUGUACCGCCUGGACAGACAGACGAAGGACACUGUGUUUGUGGGGAACGUGGACAACGACAGUACCAAGACCAACCUGUUUGACCCUCCAAUUAUUAGCCAGUACUUCCGCAUCAUCCCCGUGGUCUGUCGCAAGGCCUGCACCCUGCGCUUUGAGCUGGUGGGCUGUGAGCUCAAUGGUUGCUCCGAGCCUCUGGGCAUGAAGUCGCGCCUGCUCGCCGACCGCCAGAUCUCGGCCUCCAGCGUCUACCGCACCUGGGGCAUUGAGGCGUUCACCUGGCAACCACACUACGCUCGGCUGGACAAGCAGGGCAAGACCAACGCCUGGACGGCGGACACCACCAAACGCACUGAGUGGCUGCAGGUAACUGCAGGGGGUUCAGAGGGGAUUUUGGGAAGUGGUGUGGGUGGUGGGGGUCACUUAGUGGGCAGCAGAUAUCCUGGAGUCUCCUUCUGUAAGAAAAUCACAGGUAUCAUCACCUUCUGUAGGGGACCUGGAGUCCACGCUCUCCUUCUGUAA